Stegodyphus dumicola is the source of this 1767-nucleotide messenger RNA. RefSeq lists its product as uncharacterized. NCBI's taxonomy places the organism in Eukaryota, Metazoa, Arthropoda, Arachnida, Araneae, Eresidae. The record is from RefSeq and is a predicted model, not a curated record.
UGAGGGAAGAAAAAUCCCUUUUCUUAAAAAAUCUAUAUUUCCCUUUCUGAUAGCUUUAAAUCAGCUUAUCUCGUCCACGUAUGAAAACAUUGUCGAUUAGUGUGAAGACGGAACUGGCUGGAAGGUGCAGAAGAAACGAAAUCGUGUUUAUCGAUAAAAAAAUAGUUUAUCUAAUCUCUAUACGUAUGCGAGGUUUUGGCAUCAAGGCUUUCUAUUGCGACUCAUGUUUUCAUUUAACACUUUGCAAUGCUUCGAAAUACGACAAAAAAUAAUGUUAUGUAUCAGCAGUGCUCUCGUUUUUACUAAUAAGUAUAAAUAGAUAAUGACUAUGGACUCAUCACAAACCCUUUCUUCAAAGCGUGUAAGACAACUAAGUCAAACUGAUAUUAUAAGCGAGUGUAAGCGAGCAAAGCUUAACCGAAAUGAAGAAGAAGAAAUUAAUUUUCUUCGACUGUUCUGGGAAGCUUUUGAUAAUAUUUGUAAAGUAUCUGACAUUUCAGAAACUGAUAUACAGCAGGCAAUAGACAAUAUUAUCGCUUCUUUCCGUUAUAGCAAGGGAGGUAGAUUCGAAAAUAUAGAUCUCAGUUCCGCAGAAAACGUAUGCGGAUACAUUCAUCGCUACUCCUCCCUUCAUGCUGGUUUGGCCAGAAACAGAGUGCUGGAAGCAAUAGAUAACUGUGAAGCGCUAAAAUGUUGUUUAAAUUUUCCUGAUAUAAAUGUCAUAAGCUUAGGUGCCGGACCAGGUAGUGAUGUGAUUGGUUUCUGUAGUGCCUUAUACGAACUCACGGUGUGUAUCACUCUAAACUUGACUUUAGUCGAUUCAGCAAAACGUUGGUCAUCUUGUUUCAAUAUUGCAGAAUUCCUCACACGAGAAAGAAAUUUCGGAAAUGCAAGCAAUCUCUUCAAAGAAACUGAUGUUACAACGGUCUAUAUGAGAGUGGAUUUGCCUGGAAAUUUGUCGCAAGAUUUAAAGUAUUUUACAGCACUGAGUGAAGCUGAUAUUAUAAUAAUGCAGAAAUUAGUAUCAAUUAUGCCUCUCGAUACAAGCAAAUCUCUGAUCAAGAGUGUUGCUGAAACAAUGAAAGAAGAGGCUGUGCUGUUAUUUAUAGAUUCACCAUUUCCUGAGCUCUAUUUCAAAGAUUUUGACAUAAUAUAUCAAUCUGCUGCUGAAGAUUAUGUUUUUCCGAUUUCAGAAAGGAAAUUUAAUAGGAGUAAUGCAGUAUUUUCCACUGCGCGCCUAGUAGUGUUGAUGAAAAAACAGGAAAAGAACGAAUAAUUUAGCUUCUUAAGCUCUACAUCCAAAGAGCCAAAUUUCCUUUUCAUUUACUGAAAUAAGAGCAAUGUUUGUGUUUCUACCCCUUAACGAAAGUAUGAUGAAUUAAACCUAUUUAGACAAGAAUAAGAAUUUGUCAACGACUUAUGUCUGAUAUUUGAAAGUUAAUAUCAAGCAUUCAAGAACAUCUGUCAUAUAAGGCAUUUAUCAAAUUUCUUCAAGUUAUAAAACUUUUAAUUUUUCCCGUGUCUAUUUACAAUAUAGGAUUAUCCAAAACGACUGACCCAGUUUUAAUGAUUUAUUUUUGAAAUUGACAAGCAUAGAAGAGUAACAUAUGAAAUAAAAUGAAAAUUUUCCUAAGGGUUUUUUUAUGUAACUUCUUUCACUUACUCGAACAUCAAAACAAUAAAUUCUCCAGCAUAUCAUUUGUUAUAUCUUCCACCGUAAAAAAAAAAAAAAAAAAAAAAAAAAAAAAAAAAAAAAAAAAAAAAACA